Suillus clintonianus is the source of this 8052-nucleotide messenger RNA. RefSeq names its product armadillo-type protein. The coding region runs from base 193 to 7878 and encodes 2561 amino acids. Lineage: Eukaryota; Fungi; Basidiomycota; Agaricomycetes; Boletales; Suillaceae. Gene Ontology annotation, cellular component: cytosol. The transcript has 27 exons. Gene Ontology annotation, biological process: regulation of translation; cellular response to amino acid starvation. Gene Ontology annotation, molecular function: protein kinase regulator activity. The record is from RefSeq and is a predicted model, not a curated record.
CAAACUUCCACUUCUCUUGAUUUCUCAGAGACAAGUACGAGAAUUCUUAGCAUCAUUACAUACUUACCUUGUGCCGCGUCCAUUCUGCCUCACAAAGCAACAUUAACAAAGCUCAAGAGACUUGGCCGAUCGGAGUCCUCAGGCAAAACCGAUAUCGAGUCGUGGUUGGUCUUGACAAACUCGUCGCACCACAUGGAUGAUGAGGAUACGAGCGGACGGUUAUGGUCCAGAGAUCUCAUACAGGAGGACUGGCAAAAGGUCAUGCAAAUCGCUCAGGGAAACCUUCUAACCAGCAGUACCAGAAUUCGCCUGCAGUUCUUACAGGAAGAACUUUUAUGGCUUGCGACCAACGGAGGACUGAGCCUAAGGCAGACCAUGGAUGUUUUCAAACUCCUGACCCAAACAUACCCUCGAUACGUUGAUUCCCUUUCCCGCGAUGCCGUCGAGGAAGUGGGGAUGACGCUGAUUGAGAAGGAUGAGACAGCUGAUGCUGACCAAAAGAUGGGAGUCACAGAGCAGGUUCUAGGGUGGCUUGCGAACGAAGUAUCCCUGAUAGCUAAACGUGGUUCAUCAAGCACAUACGCACCUGCAGAUAUUUUCGUUCUCUUGAGCUGGGCAUGUGGCCUUUAUACGACUUGUCUGCGGUCCUCUCCUGGCUUUACUUCUUCCCCUCUAUGGAAAAUGCUUGUCGAUAUCUUCGCGACACUUCUUGAUAUGCAGCUUAACCGCUUUACGCGAACAAAACCAACUAUGCAGAAAAGUGCGCUUGUCCGUACACGCAGAGCCCUUCGGUCUGCACCGGAACAGAUUCCCGCUCUCAUGACGACACUCAUUGCGCAGGCAAAAUCUAGCCAAACACCCCUCAUACAGCUUUCGUUGCUGAGUACUGCUGUGGAUGUGACACUUCGCUUGAAAUAUGUGAAGGACGAAUCACUCACCCAAAUCUCUCCUGCAAUCAAGGAUGACAUCCUCGAUCUUUAUACGACUUGCGUCGUGAUGUCCAAAAAUCCUGUUCCAUCGCACUCCUCUAGCGCGCUUCAUGAUUUCAUAGGGACUUGUGUAACCUCUAGCGAUCUAACAGCAGCUGUAUUACCAACUAUGGAGAAGGCACUUUUACGAUCACCAGAAUAUUCACUAAGCGUUAUCGCAGAUUUCCUACUCGCGUACUCUCACACCCUCGACUCCGCCACAUUCAAAAAACUCCUCACCGCGUCCCUCAAUUCUGCCAAGUCCAAUAACCCUGUCGUGCGCACGAAUGCCACGGGACUUUUCAAGGUCCUGAUAUCCAAGGAUAUUGGCUCCACGAGCGUCAAUGCAGCCCUUACGGAUGUUUUGGCACUGCCCAAGACCGGUAAAACCACAGGCCCAGAGCAUAGACUUACGCUCUAUGCAAUGCUCGCCGCGAUGCCACCAAGCGCCGAGGUUUCGGUUGUUGUAGUACAGAAUGUGCCUCAGCUGCUUGUGAAGGAAACGACUGACGCAGCUGUUGGGGUGCUGGCGUCAAUCAUGGCUGUGCAUCUUACUUUCAUUCUGAAGACGAACACAAAAGUACCUGCAGACGCGACAACUGUGAUUGCGAAGGAGAUGACUAACCCGAAGCAUGUCAUCAGGAGAGCUUUUGUAUCUAUUACUGGGUCGGCGCUCUGGAGCGUUGACACGGUCGACACCGACGCUGUUCUUGCUUUUUCAAUGGGGGUAACAAGUGCUCUUGAAACGAACUUGAAGGUUGUGACCACAAACCCUCUAACCGCAGCAGUUGGUCCGUUUGAGGGAUACGUUGCCCUAGCUCUACUCAUGGGUCCACUGGCAAAUACGGGGAAGUUCGGCGAUAUCAUAACUCGCAAUGCGUCCAUCGAAGUUCUUACUGGCACCCAAGCCAAGCCGUCAUUCCUGAUCUCGGAUAAAAUAUACCAAAAACUGACUGACACAGAAGACGAGAUAUGGCUUCUGCGUGCUGUCAACCUCUCUCUUUUCCGCCUGAAGAACGAACUGGCUAAAAGCGAACAGUUACGGUUGCAAAUCGGCUCCGUCUUUGUUCACCUCUCUAUUCACUCGCAGUCGUCCGAAGUCCGGAGGUUAGCGAUUCAGACCAUCGAAGCAGCCGUUGCAUUACUGCCACAGCUUGUCAUUCUGAUCCUGCGUGAAGCGAUGACAGCCUCUUUGAUCAAGGAGAAGUCGGCCGCUGUCAAGAGCGCACCAGUCAGAGAGGAGACUGAAAAACCCGUAGACAAGCAGCGAAGGUAUGCGGCAUUGCUACUGUGCUGCGGACAUAAGGAAGAAGCAGGUGCAGGAGAGAAAGAUAAUCAAUUAGUGGACCUCAUUGUCCUAGCACAUCACUCUGCCGUUUGUCCCCCGUCCCGCUUGCUAUGGAUCGAGUUGUGUCAGAAGGCUGGCGUGGACCCGCAUCAUUUAAUUUCUCGGCGCGUUGACCAGGCGAUGACUAGCAUUUUGACGGCAUCUGCCAUCGAUUCGAAGUUUGGCUUUGCGGACGCGAGCUAUCAAGCAAUUAGCACAUUGGCGUUUGUAUGUCCCGAAAAUGCAUUACCGAAGAUCAUGGAGCAGUUACGUGCCGACAUCGAUUCUUCGAAGAUCAAUGCACUGUCCGAGGCUGAGUUCGGUAUCUGGAAAACACCAGAAGGCACGACGUACGUAGAUGUUCUCUCAUCUCAGAAGGUCGAGGAAGGUCCCAAGAAGGGGAAAGAUGCGGAUAUCGCUCGCUGGGAGGCCGAACUCCGUAAAUCGCUUGCGAACAAGAAGGGCGCUGCGACAGCUACGCUGUCGAAGCAAGCUCAAGCGCUCGUCCAAGCACAGCUGGACAAGGAAGCAAUUGUGCGGCAACGAGUCACCACCACCAAACUCGAUCUGCAACGAGGGCUUUCGUACGCGCAGAGUUUGGCGUCCAUCAAUGUCCCCGAGUUGCGGAUGUAUGUUUCGUUUAUCUUAUCGCUCUUGUUGGAGGGAGCUAUGGGCCAAGGGUCGAGGCUUGUCGGGUCGCAAGCCUUCGAAGCAUAUUUGGACCUCGCCAAGUGCUGCUCAGUGCGUUUGGAUACGUUCCAUAAGUGGGUUGGUGUGGCCACAUUACGAAGCCUUGAGAUCGCGUCGGUACCCGAGGAACUGCGGGCUGAACAACUUAGCUCUCUUGUGCUACGUGUUCUCUAUCGUCUGCGAUCGCUGUCAGAGCAAGCUCCAUUUGAUGCUGCAACCUUUUCCUAUGCAUUCCCGCUCCUUGCACAUGUGUUGCUGAAGGGCGGUGUAGACGCCGGGGAAGAUGAUGGCGAUGAAGCACUCGAGCAAGUAACUCUUGUGCUUGACAUCAUCAGGUUUCACUGCAGCGAAUUUUCGGAUGCAGCAUUUCCCCGAAAAGCAACCAUGGAGCAUGUUCUUCACGUCGUUAGACAUCAACCGCGGCUUAGCAAGGAAGCGUCAUCUGUUCUCAUUGACCUCGGAGAGGCUGUGCAGUCAAAUGCGACUCGCGAUGAGGUCGGCGUGCUCAUUGAUGGCACAUUAUUACAAGAGGUCUAUGUUAGGAACGCUUGCCUGCAAGCCAUCCAGCCAUUUGACUUGACCGAUCUCGAUUGGUCUCCGCAACUUUGGAUUGCCUGCCACGAUGACGACGAGCAGAAUGCCCGUCUUGCCAAUCAUGUGUGGGAGGAUAACGGCUUGGAUGUCCCAGAAGAUUUCCUUGACAAGCUCUUGAAUUAUCUGGACCACAACAAUGCGUACGUGCGAACCAGCACGGCAUCGGCCAUCGCGGAGGCUGUGAUUUAUUGGCCUCGAAAGAGUGCAUUGACCGUGGCUGCUCUCCAAGACUUCUACCGGGAGAAGGCUAAAAUUCUUGCACCCGAGUUCGACGAAUAUGGCAUGGUUAUUGCUUCCAGCCUUGAUCGCUCCGAUCCCUGGGCUGCGCGGGUUGCAGUUGCCCUUGCAUUUGAGCACCUGGCUGAAUCAUUCACAGAGGACCAGAUUGAACCAUUCUUCGUAUUCUUGAUUGAGGACGAAGCAUUGGGUGACAGGUCACCAGACGUGCGCCGCAGCAUGCUUCGGGCUGGAACGGCCGUCAUCGACCUUCAUGGCUCAAAACGACUUGCAGGGCUACUCUCGACUUUUGAAGAGCAUCUAGGUGGCCCAAGUCCCGCGAAUGAAACAGGAGAUCAAAUCAAGGAAGCCGUUGUCAUUCUGUUCGGACGUGUCGCCAGGCAUCUCGACGCCUCAGACACACGCAUUCCCAGCAUUGUCAACCGAUUGGUCGAAGCACUUAAGACUCCAGCAGAACAAGUCCAAAUAGCUGUUUCCGACUGUCUUGUCCCCCUAGUGAAGCUCAUGGGCCCGGGCGUUCGAGAGCUCGUUGAUCACUUGUUCGAGGAACUCUUCAAUGGAACAAAAUACGCUAGUCGACGGGGAGCCGCCUACGGUCUUGCAGGUACCAUCAAGGGUUUGGGAGUAGGCGCCAUGAAAGAAUACGAUGUCAUCAACCGCCUCCGGACAGCUGCUGAGGAUAAAAAGCGUUUCGAAACACGUCAAGGUGCACUGUUUGCAUUCGAAACUUUGUCAAAUACGCUCGGUCGACUAUUCGAGCCCUAUAUCACAUUUAUCCUCCCCAUUCUGCUGACCGCAUUCGGUGAUGCGACAGCGGAUGUACGCGAGGCUGCUCAGGAUGCGGCAAGGGUGAUCAUGGGUAAUAUGUCUGGAUAUGGCGUCAAGCUCAUCCUCCCUUCCUUACUGUCUGGUUUGGAUGAGAAACAGUGGAGGUCUAAAAAGGGUUCCAUUGAAUUGAUGGGCAUGAUGGCUUACUGCUCGCCUCGACAACUAUCCCUAUCACUGCCCAUCGUCAUUCCGCGCCUUACUGGCGUUCUGACAGAUACCCAUGCUCAGGUCAAAACUGCAGCCAACAAGAGUCUGAAGCAGUUUGGAGAAGUCAUUAACAACCCUGAGAUACAGGCCCUUGUUCCGACGCUACUGAAGGCGCUUGUGGAUCCUGCGAAGACGACGAACGCUUUGUCAGCCCUCCUAAAGACAUCAUUCAUGCACUACAUCGAUCACUCUUCUCUGGCGCUGGUCAUACCCAUUAUCGAGCGCGGAUUACGGGAACGAGGGACGGAGGGCAAGAAGAGAGCCGCUCAGAUCGUUGGCAAUCUCGCAUCUUUGACGGACUCCAAGGAUUUUGUGCCGUACUUGUCUUCACUUUUGCCAUUGGUACACGUUGUUCUGGUUGAUCCCGUGCCGGAAGCACGGGCGACUGCUGCCAAGGCGCUUGGGACGCUUGUUGAACGUCUCGGAGAAGUGCACUUCCCCGACGUUGUUCCCGGGCUUUUGAGAACACUUAAGACCGACACCUCGGGUGUUGAUCGACAAGGUGCGGCUCAGGGCCUCAGCGAAGUGCUGUCUGGGCUCGGCAUGGAGCGACUCGAGGGCCUUCUCCCUGACAUUAUCGCCAAUGCUCAGUCCCCGCGGAGUACAGUCAGGGAAGGUUUCAUGUCUCUCCUCGUGUAUCUACCUGCCACCUUCGGCGCUCGAUUCCAACCUCAUUUGCCGAAAAUCAUAUCCCCCAUUUUGAGCGGACUGUCUGAUACGGAAGAGUAUGUCCGGGACGCUGCUAUGCGAGCAGGGCGGAUGAUUGUUACCAAUUACUCCACCAAGGCAAUCGACUUGCUCCUGCCAGAACUUGAGCAGGGCAUGUUCGAUGCCGGCUGGCGCAUCAGGCAAUCAUCAAUCACUCUGGUUGGAGAACUCUUAUUCAAGGUGUCAGGCAUUAGUGGAAAGGCUGAAGUUGCAGACGAAGAGGAGGUCGCCGAAGUUGCGGUUGUCGAAUCUUCUCGUCGCGCUCUCACAGAGGUUCUUGGAGAAGAACGUCGUAACCGUAUUUUAUCGGCAUUAUAUCUUGCAAGACAAGAUGCAGUCAAUGUUGUUCGUCAGUCUUCCAUUCACAUCUGGAAGGCACUUGUGCACAACACACCUCGCACUGUGCGCGAAAUUCUUCCGGAACUUGUUGGUCAGUUGGUGAAACUCUAUUCCAGCCAGGAGUUCGAACAGCAAGAGACUGCUUCUCGUACCACGGCAGAGCUGAGCCGCAAGUCUGGCGAAAAGGUUCUGGGCGAAAUUUUCUCAAUUCUUCAUGCCAAGUCACAUUCUCCUGACAUUAGUACCCGUGAAGGUGUUUGCCUUAUGCUAUGCGACGUGAUGGAGAGUACAUCCGGUGCACAACGUGAUGGCCACGAAAAUGAGAUCAUCAACAUGGUCCGCGCCUCUCUAGUGGAUGAUGAUGCUACAGUACGUUCGGCGGCCGCGAAGGCAUUUGAUGUACUUCAAGAACAUCUCGGCGCGAAAGCAAUUGAUCAGACAAUUCCCACCUUGUUGGAGGCAUUGCGCCAGCCAGGCGCAAGCUCAGACACCGCACUCCAAGCUUUGAGGGAGGUCAUGUCGGUCCGGGCGUCUACUGUAUUCCCUGUUCUCAUCCCAACCUUGAUUGCUACACCUAUGACGGUUUUCAACGCCAGAGCUCUGGCGUCUCUCGUCACCGUUGCUGGGCAUGCCUUGAGCAAGCGUCUCAUUGUCAUUCUUGGAGCAUUAGUAAAGGUUUUGGAAGAAGAGAAAGAUGAUGAGCUACAGAGCGCUAUUGACGAGGCUGUUCGCGCACUUUUGGCCUCGAUAGAAGAUCCGGAAGGUUUGAAUACCUUGAUGUUACUCCUUCUUGGAUGGGCCAAGAAUGAUGCGCCAAAACGUCGGAUCAGCUCCUGCGAUCUCUUUGCAGUGUUCUGCGAGGAGUCUGACCUCGAUUCCUCGUUAUACCGUGUUGACUGGGUCCGGCAGCUUGUUUCUCUCUUUGAUGACCAAGAGGUUCCAGUCCACACUGCGGCUUGGCGUGCAUUUGACGUAUUCGUCAAGUCAAUGCCCAAGGAUGAGCUGGAGUCCCUCGUGGUGCCCCUACGCCGGACAAUUGAGAGCACCGGUGCACCUGGCCGAUACGUUCCUGGUUUCAGCCUGCCAAAGGGUGUCGCACCCACAGUCCCUAUCAUUAUUGCUGGUCUCACGGCUGGAAGCAAUGAACAACGCGAAAAUGCAGCAUACGCUAUCGGUGACUUGGUUGAACGGACGGAGGAGGCUGCUAUCAAACCUUUCGUGGUGCCAUUCACUGGGCCCCUCAUUCGUGUUGCAACACAAGCCACCACAUAUCCUCCUGGUGUGAAGACUGCUAUCCUCAGUGCACUGGCCUCCAUGCUCGAGAGAAUCCCUGGUCACGUUAAACCCUUCUUCCCUCAGCUUCAGCGCACGUUUGUUAAGGCGGUCAGCGAUGCGUCCUCUGUUGUCGUACGAACUCGUGCAGCAGACGCUUUGGGUAUCCUCAUGCACAGUCAGCCAAGAGUGGAUCCUGUUAUCACAGAACUUAUCGCUGGUGCAAGAUCCAGCGAGGAGGAGAUUGCUGCCAGUUUCGUCCUUGCAUUAUCGAAUGUGGUGAAGAGUUCUUCUGCGCACGGUGGUAUCGGAGAAAAGGCUAGAGAAUCAUGCAUCGAACUUGUGAAUGACGCAUUCCGGGAAACACACGAGGAUCACUACGUUCAGGCAACGGCGUCGUUGAUAGCGUCAUUGUCGGCGAAUCCGCAAUCACUGAAGCCGAUUGUAAAUGCACACUUGAUCUCUGGAACACCUCCAUCAACUUUAGCAUCGCAUGCCAUCCUUGCUGUCCUAUCUCCGGAUUCAGACAACUAUCUUGAGCCAACAGCCACGCUGUUCGCCCAACUGGGACUCUUGCGUAGUGUUGCUAUGAAGGUCAAAGAAAGUGUCGCCAAUGAACGCUCCACGAUAUCAAGACCUGCAAGAGAAGCCAGAGAUAUAUUGAAAAACAUGGUAGCGGACGAGGAGAGCCUUGCUGGGAUAUUCUGAUGUAAUUUGGGUGUGCACUAUCUUGAUGAUCUCACGAACAUUAUCUACGAUCCUCGAGCGUUACCAAUGAGCUCGCGCUACCAAAACAUUGAGACACAUAGCAUUCCCCAUAGUUACAAAAAUGUAGAACACUUAGGCGGAUGCAUUGCAAUAUAGGAACCGAAGUUAGACAAA